Molecule: messenger RNA, 3494 nt
Organism: Stegastes partitus (bicolor damselfish)
Lineage: Eukaryota; Metazoa; Chordata; Actinopteri; Pomacentridae
Product: dapper homolog 3
Exons: 4
Coding region: 122-2098 (658 amino acids)
Biological process (GO): negative regulation of canonical Wnt signaling pathway
Cellular component (GO): cytoplasm
Source: RefSeq, a predicted model, not a curated record
GCAUGGCCUUUUAUAGUCUGCGAAUGCCCUCGUAAAUUUUGGGCCACUUGGAGGACGUAAAAAUACAAUCUGAGGGAAAUAAUUAGCUUUUAUUGCACAUGAUCCCGGAAUUUUAGAGGGCAUGCACCGUGCGUUCUCGUUUCCAGUGACUGUGGAGCGCAGUCGGACCAAGGAGCGCCUGGAGGCGAGUCUGGCGGGGCUGUGCGAGCUGGAGCUCCGCAGGCAGAGGCAGGAGUGCCUGGUGCUGGGAGCGCUGGCUCUGGGAGACCCCCUGGAGCAGGACAGCUCCAGAGGAGAGCUGGCGUGUUUCAGCAGCUGGGGACAGGAAAACUUAACGCUGAGGCGACAGCUGAGUGCUCUUCAGAGUUCCCCAUGGGGCCUAAUGCAGGCACUGGAACAGCAGGUGGGAGAGCUGAGGAUCGAAGCUGAUGACGGCUGCUGUGAUGGAGGUCAAGGAGACACUGGCGACAGUCGGCCGAGCUCUGGUUUCUAUGAGUCAAGUGAGGGACAGUCGCCAAAAGGAAAAUCUUGCACCACUGAGCCUGCAGAGACCGUCUCCCCCUGGGUUUACACCAGUGACAGGCCAAAGUCUGUGGGAGACCCCCUGAUGCUAAAUGGAGAUUUUGAUGUGCCUCCUCUACGCACCAACCUCCCCCGCUCUUUCUCUGCCCCUUACCCACCUCUGGAGGGGAUCGCUGAGGAGGUCACAGCAGCUGACUCCUGGCAGUGGGACCCCAGUGAAGCCAACUAUGCUUGGCAGCAGCAGUCUGCACAGGAUCAGAUGACAGAGGAGGGCUACCAGCAGGCUCUGAGGGUGGAGGGUUACAUCCUAGGCCUCAUCCAGCGCCAUACCCUCUCACCACGUCCAUGUCAGCCUCGCACCACCCUGAGCCCUGACCCCCCAUACUGCAGUGCCUCAGGACACAGCUCCCUACACAGGAGAACUCCUUCUCUAACCACUGAGCAACGCCUUCCUGACCCCCAUCUUCCGCCUCAUGUUGACCUUUUGGCAAACCCUAAGAGCCAGGGAUGGAGUUGUGACCCGUUAGAGGGGGAGGCCUGUGGUGGAGAGGCCCCAUCUUUGGAGGAGGACUGUUAUUUGGCUUUGCCCUACCCCCAGUCCAGGCCACACUCCCUGGCUGGGAGACUACCAUCACCUCUGCCCUCCCUGGACCCUAACUGUGGGGUUGGGGCUCUUGACCCCUCUCGUGAACCCCCUUCCCCCCAACAUUAUCUACAUCCACAACCCCCUAUUCAUCACAUGCACAAUUUAGUAAGUGCUCAGUAUAUCCCUGGACAAGCCUGUCAUGCCCCUGUACGCUCCCCAAGACACUACAACCCAGAGCAGCCUAAGCCCAGCCGAGUUGCCACCUCUCCCGACCACCCCAACUCCAAAUCCAGAACAUCUAAGAAAAGUCACAAUGAGCGACAGAAGUCUAAGAAAUCAAGCAGCAAAGCCGGUCGAUCCCAGUCAGAAAACAGCCUCCUGGGCCAGAGAGUGCUCCCUGAGAGGAGGUACAGUACCACAGAGAGGCACCAAGGCAGAGGGGACCCUGCUCAGAACCCAUGCCAGGCCACUGGACCACAGGUUGGCAACAACAGCUACAAUGGGAGCCGACGCUGGUGCUCCAACCUGGAGCUCAGCCAGGACGAGGGGGAGACCAACGCAGGCCAGGUACACAGACGACCACCUCGAAAAACUCGCCAUGGUCAUCCUUGCUCCCAUUCGCAACCCCAGAACUAUCACCAGCAGCAGCGCUGGCACCAAGACUUUCAGGAGAGAGCACCUCUCUGUCAGGGAGAGGAGGGCUACGGCGGUGCCGCCCCAGCAGAGUCUGAGUCUAGCAUGAGUGAGGUGUAUUCUCCUGCCUCCAGCUCACUGUCCAGUGACUCAGAUGAGAGUGGGGGGCUGGUGUGGCCCCAACAGUUACCACCACGUCUUGCGUCUACCUCCUCCUCAUCCUCUCCUUCACCGCAAGCCACUGCCAAUGCCCCAUCCCAACCAAAAGCCUUUGUCAAGAUCAAAGCAUCCCACGCUCUCAAAAAGAAGAUUUUAAGAUUCCGCUCAGGGUCCCUCAAAGUCAUGACAACUGUAUGAGCAAAUGAUCAAACCUGUUUGAAACCCAUAACCCAUACUAAUGUGUUGUAAAACCAUUUUCAGAAACUGUGAUUGUUACUUUUGGUCACAAAUCAUAUUUCAAACAGCAGAUCCUGUCUUUAUUUUCAGCCUACCUCUAACUACAGUAUGUUUUUAAGGAGAUGCAUUGAUAUUAAUGAGCACGAUUAAAGAUCUACUUAGAGAUUCUUUAUCUGAUGUGUCUGGCUGACAACCAGUUGACACAAGGCUAAUGGCCAUUAUCCAGUUCUAAUGGAUGAUAAUUGAUGCCAAGUCACAUUGUGUUGACAUGGACCGCAUUGAGGCUGAGUGACUGAAUACGCUGCCAGUUUUUUUCUUAAUGUCUGAUGGCCUUGUAGUUAAUUAAUCAGGGACUUAUGGUUAAUUAAUUCCUAGACUGUAGAGUUGGCCAAAUAUAAGUCCAUGCCACUGAUGUUUGAAACACUUUUAGACUGUUUUUGAUUGUGAACAAUACAUCUUGUAUUGCUACAUAUCAACAUAACAAUAUAACAAUAUUGUUAUGUUACAUACCAAUAGAAAUGAGAUCAAAUGUUUUUAUUGCAUAGACUUCUUCAAGAAUUUUGGGUUAAUUUGCUUUCUCUUUUACAAGUACAAAGUAUCCAAAUUGGUUCCCUAGAAAUUUACUUUUGAAGAACUAUGUAAUUGAGUGCUAUCAUAAAAGAGAAAUACAUUUUCUUUAAAGUAAACCCAAAUCAUUUCUCUUAAUAUCCACUGAAACAUGUAUUCCUAAAAAGUCAAAUUUUGCAUGAUUAAGUACCGACUCAAUGUCUUUACAUUCCUACAAACCAGUACCAAUCUGUAUGGUUAUUUCCAAGAAACUAUUCAAAAAUGAUUAGGAUAUUAUUAUAAAAGUACAUGCCCAAUAAAAGAGCACUAACUAAAACAUUUUGGCAUGUGGUACCAGCAAGAGUUCCAAUAGCAAAGUCUUUCCUUUGUGCUGGAGUGAACAAAUCUGCGUUUACAUUUGGUUACCAUACAGUAUCAAAACUCAUGGGCUGAUUGUGAAUGCCUAAGUCGAGAAUCAGUGUUUAUUUUUAGAAAUGAACAUGCUCAGAUCUGCUUCUUUGUAAACCUUGGAUUCACACUGAAGUAAACUGUCCACUACCUCUCUUCUGCAGCCAGCUGCUUUUGGGACCGGUGAGCAUAAAUAACUCUGUGAGUCAGGGAUGAGUUUAGUGAGGCCAUACUAAGGGACCAGUGUAAAUUCAUGCAUGCGUGUACAGUAUGUUUACAGAUUCAAUAAAACACAGGGACACAAACUAACACACUCUGUAAAUAGAUAUGUUUUUGUAUAUACCAUCAUGUGGCCUUGUUUUGGAAUGAAUGUAGCUUGUAAAUAAAGACAUUUUUCUCUCAA